GUGGCGCUUCCGACUGUGGGAGCCUCGGCUUCCCAGUCGUCCGAUGAGCCCGAGCAGCUGAGUCCCUUCCCUGUCUUUCACUCUUCUGGCAUCGGUGGUUUUACUUCUUCUUCGAUUGAACCCUGCUUCCUCGACCCCCCAGGGAGGCCGCCUCCUUCAGGCGCCUCCCUUCUCUCCACGAACUCGCUCUGACAGCUGAGGAACUGGCAAGAUCCUGCUACCCAGAGGGUGAAUGGGUAUCUUUCCUGGAAUAAUCCUAAUUUUUCUAAGGGUGAAGUUUGCAACGGCGGCCGUGAUUGUAAGCGGACACCAGAAAAGUGCCACUGUAAGCCAUGAGAUGUCUGGUCUGAAUUGGAAACCCUUCGUAUAUGGCGGCCUUGCCUCUAUUGUUGCUGAGUUUGGAACUUUCCCUGUGGACCUGACCAAAACGCGACUUCAAGUCCAAGGCCAAAGUAUUGAUGUCCGCUUCAAAGAGAUAAAAUACCGAGGAAUGUUUCAUGCCUUGUUCCGAAUCUAUAAGGAAGAAGGUGUAUUGGCUCUGUAUUCAGGAAUCGCUCCUGCUUUACUAAGACAGGCAUCAUAUGGCACCAUUAAAAUUGGCAUUUACCAGAGCUUGAAGAGAUUAUUCGUAGAACGUUUAGAAGAUGAAACUCUUUUAAUUAAUAUGAUAUGUGGGGUAGUGUCAGGAGUGAUAUCUUCCACUAUAGCCAAUCCCACCGAUGUGCUAAAGAUUCGAAUGCAGGCUCAGGGAAGCUUGUUCCAAGGCAGCAUGAUUGGCAGCUUCAUUGAUAUAUACCAACAAGAAGGUACCAGGGGUCUGUGGAGGGGUGUUGUCCCAACUGCUCAGAGGGCUGCCAUCGUUGUGGGAGUAGAGCUACCAGUCUAUGACAUUAUGAAGAAGCACUUAAUAUUGUCAGGGGUGAUGGGAGACACAAUCUUAACUCACUUUGUUUCCAGCUUUACGUGCGGCUUGGCUGGGGCUCUGGCUUCCAAUCCAGUUGAUGUGGUUCGAACUCGCAUGAUGAACCAGAGGGCAAUUGUGGGACAUGUGGACCUCUACAAGGGCACUUUGGAUGGUAUUUUAAAGAUGUGGAAACAUGAGGGCUUUUUUGCACUCUAUAAAGGAUUUUGGCCAAACUGGCUUCGACUUGGACCCUGGAACAUCAUUUUUUUUAUUACAUACGAGCAGCUCAAGAGGCUUCAAAUCUAAGGACUGAAUUAUAUGUGAGUCAAGCCCUGCCAACCUUUCUACUCUUCUUUUCCCUUUUUCUGUGUUCUAAUGUAUUUUGACAAAGUUGUAAGUGUUUACUGAACCACUGGUCUCCCAAGGCCCUCCUGAUGGAAGAACGAUAGGAUGUUUCAAAAUUGCUCAUGUGUUUGUGUUGCCAUGUGAACUUUUCCCUGAGAGGAAGUAUUAACAUUGAGACUCUGGCCCCAGAUUGGUAUCUUCUGUGAAGAUGGAUACUGAUAGAUGACACUCAAAAUGACCUUCUCUUCAAAUGUGGGUUAAAUGUAGUUUGUUAGCCCCAGACUUGGGCUAGAGCAGAAGGCAUAGGCCAGGGCAAUUACUGCUAUUUAUGUUACAGACCUCGGUUCUCAUUAAAGUAUUUA
This is a messenger RNA of Mesoplodon densirostris (Blainville's beaked whale), 1611 nucleotides long. RefSeq names its product solute carrier family 25 member 14 (gene SLC25A14). Gene Ontology annotation, cellular component: mitochondrial membrane. The record is from RefSeq and is a predicted model, not a curated record. The transcript has 11 exons. NCBI's taxonomy places the organism in Eukaryota, Metazoa, Chordata, Mammalia, Artiodactyla, Ziphiidae. Gene Ontology annotation, biological process: transmembrane transport; mitochondrial transport. Bases 233 to 1210 code for a protein of 325 amino acids.